AUGAAGAGGAGAGCUAUCAGGCCGGACGGCAACGGUUCGUCCCAACAAGUGACGUUGGAGACAGCAGAACCGAACCAUUUUUUGAAUCCAGAGGAUCACCUUCAUAAUAUCAGACUCCAUCAGCUGUUCCACAGGUAUGUAUUACAGUUUAAGAAUGGCAUCUUCCAAGAUUUAGAACUUUUCUGGACUUUUAACUUUCAAAUUGCGAUAACAUCUUUAUAAAAUAAGAUAUAAUGAUGAAACUACAGCAUUAUAUACUAUUUUAAAAUUUUAUAUGCUUUUUAAACCUUUUAAAUUUCUAUUUGAUACCUAUUUUACAAAAAAAGUUAUGACGGAAAUAAGUUUGAAUUUUUGUGUUUUUAGGUAAUGGUGAAUAUAAAAAUUUUAUUUUCUAAGCCUAAACGAGAUUUUAAUAAUAAUAUUUUUAGCUACAAGGACCUGGAGCUAGCAUUGUACGAAUACAUGGCCAAAACCGGAGUCAGACUAGUCAAACCAUCGAGUAAUUGGUUAAGAGCGGGCAUGGACGGAGCUACUCAAGAAGACGUCGAAAGGUGUAUUUACCACCGUAUCAAUUACCAUUGCGUGUUUCACAAACCACCGAUGAGGAAGAUGGUCAAGCGCCCGAGACGUGACAUCAGCCACAUCAAAGACUUUUGUCAAUUCGAUUUGGUCAUUCAGUACGAUGUGAACUUUCAUUGCUUGAGCAUCAAGUCGAUUCGAGGACAACACAGUCAUUUGCCGACGAAGGAGGCUUCUGAAGAGAAACAGAAUGAAUCCAGAUACAGAUUUCUGUCUAAAUGUAAAACUUGUAAGUUUUUUGAGAUUUGGUGUUUAAAUUUAGGAAAAUUGGGUUUUUGUUACCUAAAAUAUUGGAAAUUUGAAUUAUUUUUUACCUAAAAUUAUACAAAUGGCGCCUUUAUUAUCUAAAAUCGUUAAAAUUAUGCUUCUGUUACCUAAAAUUAUAAAAAUGAUGCUCUUUUUACCUAAAAUUAAAAUAACUUAAUUUUUAUUACCUAAAAUCAUAAAAUGGUGUUUUUGUUACCUAAAAUUACAUAUAAUUCUAUUUAUGCCACUUAAAACCUAUAAAGGGUUUUUGUUACCUAAAAUAUUGCAAAUAUGACUUUUGUUACCUAAAAAUGAAAAAAAAUGUUUUCAGUGGAAUGUAUGGAGAAAGUCCUCGGUUACCGACAACCAAAUUACGUUAAAACCGAAGUCUACCGCGUUAAAGCACCAUCAAAGAAGGUAGAACAGCUCAGCGAAGACGCGUACAAAGCCACCAUCGAUAAGUACAUGUACCGAACUCCAACAUAUUACCCACCCGAGGUCUGGGAGAUAAUUAACACCGAGCUAGAAAUAUUGGCUUCCGAAGCCAGGAAUGAACAAGGGCACGGAACGGUGAGGAAGCUGGUGAAACGACGAGCGUUUGGAGAUUCUGGUGAAGGACUAACGGCUGAGAAGAAGAUGGUACACCGUAUGCUGGAUGUAUGGUACCCUGAGAAUGUUGUAGAUGGUUACAACGCCUAUCCAGAUCAGUACUAUAACCAAGAAGCUCCAAUGAUCGAUCAAGUGCCAAUGUACCAAAAGGCAGCGGAAACAGGGCCAAGUGCACCAAGCUUGACAAUGCAACUUCAGAGUGGACCAAAGGUACCAGAGAAUCAAAUAAUCACACCAAAUCAACCAAUGGUACCAAAAGAUUAUACAGGACCUCAAAAGUGGGAAAGUGUACCAAAUAAUGGAUUCGUGCAACAGCGAGAAGCACCACGGUACCAGAAGAUAUCAAGAAACGAGCCAGUUAUACCAGCUGUAAAGAUGGAACCACCACGAGAGCAAAUGGAUCUACCUUAUCACAAUAGGCCUAGAUAUGACUCAAGUGUACUAUCAUGUCAAAGUUCUGUUCAAAGUGGACCAAUUGUACCAUAUUUUGAAAUGUCACCUCCAAGUGAAACAAUGGGUUCAUUCUUUGAAAUGUCACCUCUGAAUGAACCAAUGGUACUAUAUACUGAUAUGUCAUUGAAGAAUUAUCCAAUGGUACAGUCUGGACAAGAAAUGGUACCACAUUAUCAAAUGUCAUCUCAGAAUGCACCAAUAGUACCAUCAUGCCAAAUGCCACUGCAGAAUGCACCAAUAGUACCAUCACGCCAAAUGACGCCUCUAAUCGAGCAAAAAGCUCCACUAACACCACCUCAUGAAAUGGUACAGCCGGGAAUGGUACCAUCUAUGUACUACGAAGAUGUUGCACAAGCCGACCUGUCCAGCGAAGACUUGAAUAAUAUCCUGGGCGACCUGUUUGCCAACUUUCACAGUCCUGAUAAUGGUCAAUGUAUGGCAAAGCAGAACAACAACUACUCUUACGAUGUACUGUAA
Messenger RNA from Bursaphelenchus okinawaensis, 2364 nucleotides. The record is from the annotation of a GenBank genome assembly. Lineage: Eukaryota; Metazoa; Nematoda; Chromadorea; Rhabditida; Aphelenchoididae.